Molecule: messenger RNA, 2958 nt
Organism: Thelazia callipaeda (thelaziosis nematode)
Lineage: Eukaryota; Metazoa; Nematoda; Chromadorea; Rhabditida; Thelaziidae
Source: the annotation of a GenBank genome assembly
AUGGAUAAUUUCGCUGAUGAAAAUAACAAAUUUUUCGAACAAGCUCAAGGCAUAGCUUAUAUGCUACAAAAUAGAGAAGAACGAAUUAGCCGUAUUUGGUUUGGUCCAUGGCCAUGGGUUUUAUUGUAUGGAGCAGAAGAAUGUGAAGCUAUACUCGGCAGUCAUAAACUUUUAAAAAAACCACUUCAGUACAAUCUUUUAAGUGGCUGGAUUGGACAAGGAUUGCUUAUAAGUGAACCAAAAAAGUGGAGAAGAAGACGAAAAUUGCUAACGCCAACAUUCCAUUACGAUAUAUUGAAGGAUUUUAUUGAUGUAUACAAUAAACACGGACGAACUCUUUUAAGCAAAUUUCAAAAAAUGUGUGGAGAACAUUACAACGAAAUAUUUCAUACCAUAUCUCUAUGUACUCUUGACGUGAUCUGUGAAGCCGCUCUUGGAACUCAUGUCGAUGCUCAGAACAAACCAUCUCCUUAUUUAGAUGCAGUUUGGAAAAUGAAAUACAUGAUUCAUCAACGUACGCUGAAGGCACAAUUUUAUUCAGAUAUAUUUAAUAAUUGGUUUGGAACUGGCAAAGAAGAACUGAAAUGCAUUGAGGCACUACAUGAAUUCACUGGCGUGGCUAUUGCAAAUCGUAAAAAAAUGGCAGAUGAAGCUGGUAAACGACGUAUGGCAUUUCUUGACUUAAUGCUUGAUAUGCAUGCAAAAGGUUAUUUAUCGCUGGAAGGUAUUCAGGAAGAAGUGGACACGUUUACUUUUGAAGCGCAUGACACAACAUCAGCAAGUAUGAAUUGGUUUCUUCACUUGAUGGGUACAAAUCCUGACAUCCAAGCAAAAGUUCAAAGGGAAGUCGAUGAGAUCUUAGGAGAAGAAGAUAGAUACGUAACAUACGAAGAUCUUGGACAGUUUAAAUACUUGGAAGCUUGCAUCAAAGAAACAUUACGUAUGUUUCCCAGUGUGCCUAUCAUUGCUCGACUUUUAACUGAGGAUACAAAAAUUGGAAAUAAUAUUCUACCGAGUGGAACAGGUGUUGUAAUCAUAGCAUCAAUGGUACAUCGUGACCCAAAAUACUGGCCUGAUCCGGAAGUGUUCAAACCAGAAAGAUUCAUAAGCAGUGAACUGAAGCAUCCAUAUAGCUAUAUUCCGUUCUCUGCUGGUGCUAGAAACUGUAUAGGCCAACGAUUUGCAAUUAUGGAAGAAAAAUGCGUUUUGGCACUACUGAUGAAACAUCUAAAAGUAAAAUCCAAACUGCGUACGGAUCAAAUGCACAGGUGUAAUAUGAAGGAUGCAGAAACUGCUUGUUUGGAUCCUUCUGGUAACUUGUUAUCAUCAUCACCAUUGCCAUCACCAUCAGCGUCACCCGUUACUACGUUAUCAACUGCUGUAAACUCAUGCUCAGAAUCAUACAACAAACGUCGCUUUAAUAAAUGUAUGGAACUGCUGAAUGGAAUGUUAAAAGAAUCAAAUGAUAAUAUUCUAAGAUGUUGUCUACGAGCUAAUUUAGCGUUAUGUGAGGCAAAAAGCAAAGCGGAAUUUUUUGGUCUUGCUUACAAAUUAGCUAUCUGCGAUAUUUUCCCUAAAUUCCAGCAAUCGGGUGAAAUUCUGAAAUUGGAACAUCAUUGUGAAACAGUGGCAGCAUUUAAUUUAGCAUUAAAUGCAUUCGGGCGAUACAAUCAUCGGACUUGUCUCGAGCUGAUACAUUCGCUCUUGUCCACGCAGACUUUGUCAGGCUACUUGGCGUCACGUCAGUCAAAACUUGCUUUAAAACAAGUUACCAAUCUUCGUGACAAUCCUAAAUGGCAUAAAGCAAGUGUUAUUCAGCGUGAUUAUCUCGAUUGUCUAGAUUCUCGUAUACGUUGUCUUCUUUACAAAACUGUGCCAGAUACAGAUAUCAACAGUUCAAAACUCGAGUCAUUAUAUUGGUGCCUAAUACAGUCAGAAUGCGACAUGAAAAAUGGAAAUUCAUUGCAUGCUGUAAAUCGACUUUUAGCGCGUCGUCCUUCACUACAGGAUGAAGGACGUAGGCUUGUAGACAAUGCACUUGGAUGCAUUUACGCAUUAUCACUUAAAAAAGUCAGUUUGGCUGACUCAUACUUUCGUUCUGCAAUGUUGGUCAAGCAAAAAAAAAACAAUCGUCAAGAAUCAACAAUUCCUAGAUAUUGUAUACUUUAUCACGCAGCUCUGACUCAGUUACAUUGUGGACAAGCAGAAUCUGCCUUCACACUUUUUCUUGCAGUUCUUCCUUUUUACGCUGAACAGCCUCGUAUUUGGUUAAGAAUUGCGGAGUGCUGUAUUCAAGUUUUAACAGAGGGUGAAGCUGAAAGUGAGGAACCAUCAAUAGAAAUUAUAGGAGAACCAGAAAAUGGAUUUAUCAUUUUUCCAUCUACUUCUAAUAUCAGUGAGAAAAAUUCAAAUGAAGUAGUUCGUGAAAAUAAAAUCAGCUGGGAAUAUGCUGCGAUUUGUAUUCGAAAUGCUUUACUUCUAGCAGGCACAAAACGAGAAUAUAAUCAUUUACUGCCAUGGUUAUAUGCCGCAUCCGCGUUUGUUGACUUAAAUCUUGGUCGCUAUGGCUUGGCAUUAAAAGCCGCUUGUCAUCUUGCUUGUUUACCGCAGAUCUCCGCUCAUCAUCAGCUAAUGGCCGUGCUUUUUAAAGCAGAAGCACUUGUACUUCUGAAUCGUUUACCAGAGGCUUUAGAGUGCUUGACGUUGGCUAUACCAAUUCAUUCAAUUCCCAGCACAGUAUCCGCUGUUGUUUACAAUCAAGCUUUAUUGAACGCUUUGAGUGGCAAUUUCCAUAAGGCCUUCUUGACUUUCUCUCUUGUAUCGUUUCUUGGGAAAGAACAAGGAGUAAGAAUUCCAGAAGCAUUACCUCUUGGUGUUUACAUAAACAUCAAACUAGACAAGGAAGACGAAGCUAGGAAACUGCUCGUCCAACAUCUACAGGAAAUGAAUUUUGACUAA